Rhineura floridana is the source of this 3001-nucleotide messenger RNA. RefSeq names its product solute carrier family 41 member 3 (gene SLC41A3). The transcript has 10 exons. The record is from RefSeq and is a predicted model, not a curated record. Gene Ontology annotation, molecular function: monoatomic cation transmembrane transporter activity. Gene Ontology annotation, cellular component: plasma membrane. Gene Ontology annotation, biological process: monoatomic cation transport. Bases 981 to 2342 code for a protein of 453 amino acids. NCBI's taxonomy places the organism in Eukaryota, Metazoa, Chordata, Lepidosauria, Squamata, Rhineuridae.
GGAAAUUUUUCCAUUGACUAACUAGACCAAAGAACUACCUUAAAUAAACCUAAUGCAGAGAGUCUUAUCGCAGGCCUUUGCAUAGUAGCUGAAAGUUGAAGUGAUGACAGCAGAUAAGGAUGUUAGCCUUUGAAACUCAUUCGCUUUUUACUGUGGAAUUUUUUUCUCCUUCUGAAAGUCAGACUUUUAGAGACAAGAGACCACAUAUUUCCUGAACUCGUACAAAGCUGGGGAAACAGAGAGAGAGAAGAAAAGGGAGCAGGCAUACGAGACAGCCCCUCCACCCUAGCUCUGCCUGUUGACCUCUUCAGUGGAAUUAAGCCUCAUGUUCCCAAUGACAUUUUUUCACCUUGAAGAAACAAGAGGGAAGACGAAAGAAAACUGAAGAGUUAAUCUAUCCUCCAUCUCCUUGACUUGGGACAGCAAGCAAGUAAAGUGUCACAUACGGUGAACUUGAAGCAAUUGUGGCAAUUUAAGCAGCUCAGGCUUAUAUUUUAAACCAUCGUAUUUAUAACUGGAGGAGAAAGGACAUCAGUUACUUGAAGCAUUCAAACGGGAUCCCUGCAUAAUCUGUCACUCUUUGUGCUGGUGGUACUCCAUGUCAUAGCUUAAGCAGGUCUUUUCUGGUUUCUAGCCAGACUAGUUGCUGAAGAAGUGGUUUUGCAUCUAUUUAUCCACAAACAUCCUAACAAUCAAAUCCCUUCCUCUGGAUUCUGUUUCGUCUCUGGAGUAUAAUGUAAAGAAGGAGUUGUCCUGAAGCUUUAAUGAAAGCUGAAUUCAGCUAAGACAAAUGGAUUUUGGAAAGUAACCUUGUGGCUCUUUUGUGGAAGAAGAGACAAACAGCAAACAGAUGGCACGUGAUGACACAAUCCUAAAUUUAAAAGUGCCUUAAACUCUGGAAUGUGCAACUGAAAGUGAUCCAUAUCCUGGAUUUCCUCCAGUCUGCCUGCUUUCUGAGUAUGGGUUAAUGGCGUUCAAUCAUGGUGGUCACCCAGCUGAAAUUGAAACUGUGCUUCCAAGGGAAGAAACUCAGAGGUUUCACCUGUAAGUUCAUCAGAUCAGUCAGUGGAUACCUUCCAGAAACAUCUUUCUCCAUGGCAUCACAGAUCUUGGUGCCAUUCAUCUUCGCAGGUUUAGGCCUGGUGACUGCUGGCUUGUUGAUGGAUAUUAUUCAACACUGGAAAGUGUUUAAGACAAUCACAGAAAUAUUCAUCCUGAUUCCAGCCCUGGUUGGAUUGAAAGGCAACCUGGAAAUGACCUUGGCAUCUAGACUUUCUACUGCUGCUAAUAUUGGAAGGAUGGAUGAUACCCAGGAACAGUGGAGAAUGGCUACCUGUAAUUUGGCCCUGAUUCAGUUACAAGCCACGGUGGUGGGGCUUCUGGCAGCAAUUGCAGCAGUUCUUCUUGGUGCCUUGUCCAAGGGGUCUGUGGAACUGCACCAGGCAGCCAUGUUGUGUGCCAGCAGUUUGACGACAGCAUUCAUAGCCGCCCUCUUGCUUGGUCUGGUGAUGAUUGGUGUGAUCCUUGGUGCAAGAAAGAUGGGGAUAAACCCAGACAAUGUUGCCACCCCCGUAGCAGCGAGCCUUGGAGACCUGAUAACUCUUUCCCUGCUGGCUGCAGUCAGCAGCACCCUCUUCAGUUACAUAGAGAUGAGAUAUCUUUCGCCCAUGAUCUGUGUCGUCUUCAUUAUGAUGAUUCCUCUUUGGGUUGCUAUUGCCAGGCAGAGUCCUCCAAUUGCUGAGGUCCUGAAGUCUGGAUGGCAGCCAGUCAUUGUUGCAAUGGCCGUCAGCAGCAUUGGGGGGCUAAUCUUGAACAAAGCCUUAACCAACCCAAACUUUGAAGGCAUGGCUGUUUUCACCCCUGUGAUCAAUGGUGUUGGCGGCAAUUUGGUAGCUAUCCAGGCCAGUCGCAUCUCCACAUUUCUGCACUUCUGGAGCAUGCCUGGAGUCCUGCCACACAAGAUGAGGCAGCACUGGCCUAAUCCAUGUACCACCUUCUUAAGUUCAGGAGUCAAUUCAAAGUCAACUCGUGUCCUGAUCCUACUAGUGAUCCCAGGGCACCUGCUGUUCCUCUACACCAUUCAUUUCUUUGAGGCAGGCCACACAGCACUCACCUUCACUUUUGUGACAUUUUACCUGAUGGCUGCGGUUCUGCAGGUGGGAAUCCUGCUCUACCUGGCUGACCUUCUCGUGCGGUUGUUGUGGAGAAAGGGCCUGGAUCCUGACAACUAUUCCAUCCCCUACCUCACUGCUGUGGGUGACCUCCUCGGCACUGGCUUCCUGGCACUUUGUUUUCAGUUGGUUUGGAUGCUCGAUGGGUUAAAGACAAUAAGAGGAAACUAAACGGGACUUCUACUACAAUGUUGACCUCCUUUAUUUCUUUGACAAGUAAAAAUUCUCACUAUGGUGCUCUUGACAUGGUCCAAACAGGAUACUGAGAAGAGGACAUCCAGGUCCUUAAACUGAAAUGGAUUGGAUAUCCCCCCCCUUCAUUCUCAACACUGCAUAGGUGUGAGGUUUGAAAGAUACCUACCAAUGAAACAGCAUGAAUGUGGACUGCGAUUUUUGAAAUGUCAGCCAUGAAAAGAUGUGAAACAUACUGUUCACUAGGUUAAGAAGUGUUGUUACAAUCUAGGCCUGGUCUGAAAAGUCCAUUGAUGCUAAUGGGAGGCUAUCCACUGAUCUCAAUGGGGUUUAGAUUAUGUCCCAGAUGAUGUUGCACUCCCUGCCAGGCAUCAGCUCGCUAUCAAAGAUGACUGUCUGCAUUUCUUCUAUAUGAUCCCACAUAGCAGGGCAGGGAAGGGAGAGAGAUAAUUAUGUCCAGGGCUGUUCACACUCUGCACCCACCCCCAAAUUAUAUCAUACACUAGGGAAACCAAAACUUUGCACUAUAGUAGCUCAAAUUCUGCUUCACAAUACCUCAUGCAACUUAACAUUUAUAGCAAUGUAUGUAUUUUGCAUUAAAUUAAAUUUCUUAGUUUGCAUGCUUAUGCUUAAUCAGA